CCGCUGCCGCCGCCACCGCCGCCGCCGUAUACGCCGUACGCCGCUGUAAGAACAGGAGGAGAGCGCGCGUGCAAGUCGUAUUACAUCGUAUACAGCGCGGCGCGAGGGAGAGCGCGCGGUGGGUGGGGGAGUUUUGGCCGAUGGCGGCUGUCAACUCGCGGCGCUCAGCCCUCCUCGCACGUACGGUACUCCGGCCGCCGUGUCGCGGUGACCCACGCCUCGCCCCGGGCCGAAAAUAGCCGGCGCGCGCUCGCGUUGAAUGCGCGCAGCAGGAUCUCACGGAAGCGCCGCGACUCGACGGGCAUAUCCACUUAUAUAUGACAUCGGGCAAGGAGACAAUGGGUGAACAACCAAUUUUCAUGUGCAAAGCGCACGUGUUUCACAUCGAUCCCAAGACCAAGCGGUCUUGGGUACCGGCGUCGUCGGCAGCAAUAUCAGUAUCGUUCUUUUACGAUUCCACCAGGAGUUUAUACAGAAUAAUUUCGAUCGAAGGGGCAAAGCCUGUCAUAAAUAGCACAAUUACCCCGAACAUGACUUUCACCAAGACAUCGCAGAAGUUUGGCCAGUGGUCGGACGUCAGGGCGAAUACCGUGUACGGCUUGGGCUUCGCGUCCGAGGCUGAAUUAGGAAAGUUCAUCGAGAAGUUUCACGAGGUGAAGGAGGCCACGAAGCUGGCCAACGCCAAGCUGCAGUCGAACAGCUCGUCCGUCACGCCGGCCACCAGCGCGAACGUCAGCCCGAUCACGUCCCGAUCGGGCAUGCCGUCGUCGGAGCAGGAUCUCAUAGACCCGCCCAGCUCCUCGAUGAUUAACUCCAACAUGUCGUCGUCGAACUCGGCGAACGUGAAUGCCAAUAUGAUUUCCGCUCAGAACAGUGUAUCUUCGGUAAGCAGCAGUCCUUUACCUGGUAGUUUUCAGAAUAAAGUGGACGACGAAUUGAAAAACGCAGUCCAUUCAAGAUCACAGAGUGUUUCUCAGAGUACAGAAAGUCCGCAACAUCAAGGGAAAUCGGCGCAAUUGAGCUCGUCGCAAAGUGGACAGUCGGCUGAGGUGCAGCUCAAGUAUGAGAACGACAGGCUGAAACUCGCCCUAGCUCAAAGUUCUGCUAACGCGAAGAAAUGGGAGGUUGAAUUGACUACCCUGAAAACCAAUAAUGCAAGAUUAACGAGCGCGUUGCAGGAGUCCACGGCCAACGUCGACGAGUGGAAGAGGCAGCUGCAGUUGUACAAAGAGGAAAAUGCCAAAAUAAAACUCAAGUACGCCGAUUUGGAGACCGGUAAGAUCGCGGAGGGUAACAGCGAAGCGCUCAGAUUGAGAGUCGAGGCACUGGAAAGCGAGCUGAGAACGCGAAACGAUGAAAUCAAAGCUCUCACCAUGGCCACCAAGAAUAAGGAUUUUGUGGCUCUACAAAAGGAGAAUUCAGAGCUUCGCGAGAUGUUGAAUGUAGUUCAUGAACAAUUAGAACUUGCGUUGAGUGCAAAUAAAGUUCAAAAACAAAAUUUGGAUACGUUAAACGCUAGAUUAGCUGGCUACAUACAGGAUUUGGUAACUGUACAUCGAGAAAUCACAAACACGUUGCAAACUUAAGAGUUUGCGCGAUAGGGGAAAGAAACCUAAGAGUGCCUCUCUUAGGUCUUUUGUAUUUACUAUAAGAGCGCGAUGUACGAAUGGACGAUAUAGAUUAAUAACAAAGAGAGAAGUUCCGAGAACAGAAAGCAAAGUCGAAUGCAGAUUAAAUCGAGAGCAGAAAGAAUUAUAGUAUAACUGAGAUAUAAUUGUCUCGAAAAUAGUACACUACAGAAGAGAUUGCUCCCUGAAAUAUGUAUUUAAAUUCGAGUCGACCUGACCCGUUUAAAGCUUUCUUUUUUUUUUCAAGGAUAAGUUUUGUGCCAUAAUUGUGCUAUUGUUUGUAUACAGAAUAGGACACUGACUUUACCAUCUACUUUCUCUCCGUCUACACGUCUAUAUGCGGUAUAGAUUGUGUGUGAUUUUAGAAAGUAUAAGUUCAGUUAAAUUUGCACUUGAUUCUGUUUCUAAAAACGUAACCGGUGAUUAUCUUUCUUACUAGAGUUAAAAGGAGUUCUCCAUAUAUAUAUAUAUAUAUUUUUUUUUUACAGAAAUUGUAGAGAAUUUUAAGAAACUGAUUUAAUACUCACUUUGAUAUAUUCUUUUUCUGAAUAUUGUACUGCAUAGAAAAGUUCUUAUAUUUUUAUGGUCUGCGAGACAUACUUACUUUCUUUAUGUAACAGUUAUAUUAUUAGACUCUCAUUCUAAAACAUAGUAAUAACUGUUAAAAAAAGAUUAACAAUUACUACUACGUAGACUUUCCCAUUUUAAAUAUGGUAAUAGUUAUUUUAUUGCAGUUAUACAGUAGCAUUUGUUCUCAUUUUUAAUUCUUAAAAACUGAAGAUUGAAAGUGUGGCUUCUUUUUGUUAUACAUUCUUCGAUUCAAACAAUUGCAGUCCACUCUAAUCUGUCGAGAUUAAAGAUCUUACACAUAUUUCGUAGAAUGUGAAUAUUACUAAUGAUGAGCUCAUCCUCGACGAAUUCACAAGUGACUUAAUAGAAAACUGAAUGGGAGUCUAGUGAUUUAAGAAGUGUAGAACUCAAGCCGUGUCACAUGUCGACCAGAUACUAAUAGUUACGGGUAAUACGUAAGGGAGAUAUUUGCGAACGCUGGAACGCAAUUAAAUAAUUUACAUAUAUUAUACGAUAGAGAGUGUUCAGUUCCCCUGUGUCUCAAACGCAAGAGCUUAAGACUCUCUGUUGCGUUAAACGAUAUCUAAAUUGUUUAAAUCUGCUCGAGUAUUCAAAUGUAUUAGUCUCUCUAUGGAUCAUACAGGGUUGUCUAAAAAUAUACAGUCAAACUUAUACAUUAUUAAAGUGGUCGAGCAUGUGAAGGAAGUUUAUAUUGAAUCUCUGUCCAAAGAUAUUUUAUAUAGGUUUAUAAAUGAAUUACAGGAGGUUGACAGUUCCCUAGGCAAAACUCAUCGCUCUCAUCGCUUUCGUAAUUCUUUAGGCGUGUCGCUAAUUCAGAAGCAAGUGCAUAUCAGUUAUCGUUUACACUUACGCAUACCAGUAAUUACAUUUGUUUGUAAGACAUUAACAAAGCUCCAAUGAACUUAUAUAAAUAGCAGACAAAACUAGGGUGCUUGUAUAUAUAAAAAUAGAAAAGAAAUACCGACAAUAAAAGAAAUCAAUUUCAAGCAAUUUAUAUAUAAGAAUGAAGAAGGACAAAAAAUGUUGAUACCCCCUUUUAUAUUUCUUUUAUCUGCGUAAUUACUUUUUCUAAUCUACUUUAGACUUAAAUUUAUACUAUUUUAUAAUGAUAUAAUAGUAUCUUUGUGUUACUUUUUUACUUUUCUACUACGAUUUCAAUUUUAGAUAUAAGACGACAAAGACAAAUACGAAAAUUUCGCGAUUUUUAGAAAAUGUUUGCUGCAUAGUGUAGAUUAACUAAGUGAACAUAACAAGAGUCUUCUCUGGAAUGUCGUUUAAGAAUCAUUGCUUCACAAUAUGUACAAAACCACCUUCGAAUUUUAUUAUGCCAAACGCGUAAACAUAUGUCCAACUGAUUGAUGAUGUGCGUGAUACAUUCAUCAUAUUACAGAAUGUCUGUGAUAAUUUUCAUCUUGACAAAUACGUUUUUUAUACUUUUUUUUACUCUUGUGAAUUAAACAUUUAUUUCGUAUUUUUCCUCUUUAUCGUAUUCAAGUGUAUUAUAUUGUGUAUGCAAAAAAUUAAUCGACCAUUCCAACAAUAUCUGCUGCUGCGAUCUUUUGUGAGAUACGUUUUACCUCUUACGUCUGUCGUGUUAGAUGGAAGAUAUUUCAGAUGGUAAAGUCAGGUGUCCCAUUCUGUAAAGGAUGCAAUACAAUUACUGUUGAAUUUGUCUGUAUGCGAGCACCAUUCUUAUGUAUAAAAAUACAGUAGAACGGCGACUGUCCCAAGUGCGUGUUUGUGAGAGAGAGUUUGUUUUUCGUAAGAGCGUUCCUGCGAACAAUCCAUCAAGAAGAAAGACGGCACACGAAAGAGAAAAUGAUAUUCUUCCAACAAAGAUUACCGAUAUCAGUACGAGACAAAUAUAAUAUCUGCUUCCCCGAACGCAUUAUCUAAUAUUGAAGUACGCAUCCUCCGCCUCUCACAACUACUGCGUUUCGCUAACAUAUAAUAUAUGUAGAGAGAAAAUAGUUUCAGGUCUCGCGCGCAUUUCCUCUCAGCUACCAGAGUCCUUUGAUCUGAGCGAUCUCCGGUUAAAGAAUUCGUAGACAGAAGCGAAUGCAGCGAAUCUCUCUGGAACAUUUUGUACAUACAUUUAUUUCAAUUUUUGAAUCCUGCAGUACUCGUGCACCGAUGCCAUUUAUUAUUCAUGCGCGCUUGCCAAUGAUCGCAUUGAUUUUGCAACAAAUCGAAAUCGCCAAAUCACCAGUAAUAUAUAUUUUCUUUUAUUAAAGACAUUUGUUGCAAUUCAACAUCAAGCUUGAGAUUGUAUAAAGUAUGACAGUACUGGAGGGUUUAAAGCAAUGUUAUAUUUACGGAAUUAUAUAUAAUCUUGUUAUUAGAGAGAGAAUUUAUGUUUUUAAGGAAUAUAUACAUAUAUUUCUUAUUUUAAAGAUAUUAUCAUUUAUUAUAAGAUUUUUCGCUAAGAUUCUCUUUUGUUGUCCUUAUCGUACUUUGUGUUUAAUGUGUAUGUCUAUUAGCGUUUUCUACUGGGAAAACUAGUGUAACAUUCGCGCACACUGAGUGCAAUUAUAUUGUUCCUGUAAAAAUCAGUUUACGUAUUUUCAAUGUUUAAUGUUGACAAAACUGCAAAGAAAAAUUAUACUGAGUUUAACUUUUACUCCACCAUCUUUAGAGACAAUGGAAGACCAGUGGAAAUUAAAAUUGAGGUUGUGUUUGUACUUUAAGAUAUGAUAUUACAUUAAUUAUGUUAAGAUAUGCUAUUGCAUUUUUUAAACAACGAUAUUUUUAGUUUUAUAUGUCUAAUGAUAACUGCGUAAUAGCAUUAAUAUUUUCACGUUUAAAAAAUUUAAAAAUUCUAAAAACGAAGUAAAUCAGAAAAAUGUUGAAAAAUAAGCAAUUUAAAAUUUAUGUAGUUAUAUUUGUUAUAUAUAAUAAUAGUAAACCUACACUAUUAUUGCACUAGUGCAAUUUUUAUCGAAACCUAACGGCGCUAAUGUCUGCACCAAUUUUCCCAGUAGAAAACGCUGUAUAUUUAAUGUUUUUUGUACUAGUAUAAUCGUUAUUCGUAGCAUCGGUUCUCGUGUUAAUUUAUAUUCUCGGAUGAUCGACGUUUUACUGUACGUAGGAAUACUUUAAUUUUCCAUGACAUGUAUUGAAGCUAAUAAUUGUCGCAUGAACACGCGCAUUUAUAAUUAAGUGAUUAAUAUAUGCACUUAUGUAUUUCGAGAUCCCAUCGAAGAAACUGUGUAGUAAUUUUACGUCGCGUCUUGGCCGCCAGAUUUAUAUAGUAUUUGCAGUUCGUUUUUUUUUAUAUAGAAAUUAUUAUGUUAAAUGCAUGUUUGUUACUUUUUUUAUUGUACGAAUACUCGAAACGUAUAUUAUUAUUAUUGUUGCUGAAAGAGCAUUACUAAUGUCACUGCUAUUGCUGCUACUUCUACUACUUGCGGUCAUGAUACUAUUAUUAAGUCACCCUCUUAAUCUAACUAUUACUAUCGCUCAAAUCUCUCUCUUUCUCCCUAUACAUCCAUUAUUGAUAUCUUCAUUAUGUAUUAUUGCGAGUGGCAUUGUCGUUAGAGAUAUUUUAAUUACCGGUAUUGCAAAUACAUUGUAUUAAUUGCGCCUGCAAAAAUGUUUAAUAGUUAGAUACAUAAAACAUAUCAAGAACGUCACACAAUUAGCGUAACAUGCGUUUCUCGAAUUCCUUUUCUUUUUCUUUUUUUUACUUUCAUUUUCUCGUAACAAAUUACAGUUACCCUGUGAACAUAAUUAAUAAUGUCUACGCAUUUAAUGUUAACAACCUUUAGUAGAAUCCCGAUUAUGUAGCAAAAUUAAUUAAUUUCAUUGUAUACUAUAUCGUAUUGUUCUUGCAUAUACAAUUUCUCUUCAUUAUCGUUGAUUCAUGGGGAUCUAGAAUGUCUGACACGCACUGUAUAGAACCGUUAAUAAUAAACGGUUUUGAUUGUACAAGGUGAUUAUUGGCGACGCAAUCAGAUAAUUUUACUUGAAAAAAAUUAAUAAAAAAUGCAGGAUAAAAUUUUUCUGCACAAAGUUUUGUUAAACUUUUUGAGUCUAAAAUAUUAGUAAUAUCUUUUCUGUUUUAAGCCAUUUUCGAUAUUGUGCCAUUAGUUAAACUUAUUUUAAUAAAAAUAAAAAAACGAA
This is a messenger RNA of Wasmannia auropunctata (little fire ant), 6341 nucleotides long. It is a transcript of the gene homer, whose product is annotated as homer protein homolog 2. Gene Ontology annotation, cellular component: cytoplasm; plasma membrane; dendrite. Gene Ontology annotation, molecular function: G protein-coupled glutamate receptor binding. The coding region runs from base 318 to 1586 and encodes 422 amino acids. NCBI's taxonomy places the organism in Eukaryota, Metazoa, Arthropoda, Insecta, Hymenoptera, Formicidae. Gene Ontology annotation, biological process: G protein-coupled glutamate receptor signaling pathway; regulation of store-operated calcium entry. The record is from RefSeq and is a predicted model, not a curated record. The transcript has 6 exons.